This is a messenger RNA of Gongylonema pulchrum, 237 nucleotides long. The record is from the annotation of a GenBank genome assembly. NCBI's taxonomy places the organism in Eukaryota, Metazoa, Nematoda, Chromadorea, Rhabditida, Gongylonematidae.
AUGAAACGUUCGCUGGAAACUUUUUUCGCCCAACUAACUUGUGCUACAGAUGACCGGUACGACAUCCAGGAGGCAGUGUUUAUGCGUUGGGCAAACUCGCUUGUUGAUGGGGCGGUCAAAGAACUGAACGAUAUAACCGAUACGAAAUUUCUUUCUGGUUUUGUACAGCUUAUCACCGGUGAACCAUUCGUAAGUUUUCUGAAAAAAAAAUUUUUUUUUAUAGUGCAAGUGCUGUAG